Messenger RNA from Macrosiphum euphorbiae (potato aphid), 537 nucleotides. The record is from the annotation of a GenBank genome assembly. NCBI's taxonomy places the organism in Eukaryota, Metazoa, Arthropoda, Insecta, Hemiptera, Aphididae.
AUGAAUGGGGACACAUUUCGUGAGUGGAUGGAGGGUAUUCUACCUCGCUUAAAACUAAAUUCCGUUAUUGUAGUGGACAACGCUUCCUACCAUUCAGUUAAGAUGGACAAAGCCCCAAUUUCAAAUACAAGAAAGGCGGACAUUAUUAAGUGUGGAACCUUUUGGUGGCCAUCCCCAGACCCCCACCGACCAUGUCGUCAAAUUUUAUUUGAUGUACAAUAUGGUGAUUCUGAAAUUAAAAGAUUAGCCACUGUGUUUCAAGUUGAUGCAAGAUCUGCGAUAAAUGGAUUUCAUGAACUUAAAGAUCUUUUAGAUAGUUCAACUGUUUUAGACUUAAGACCAUUAUUAACUACAGUUAAAACUGUAGCAAUAUCGUCUAGUGAAUGCGGAAGAGCUUUCAGGUCACCAGUCCACAUGUUUGUACCUGAGUCUUAUGUUGUAUCAUGGAUACAAGAGGGUAAACGAUGUGCUGAUGAAGUUAACUGUCCUAAGCUACAAAAUAAUGAAGAUAAUAAUCAUUCACAUGUAGAACUAUGA